AAAUAACUUCAAUUGAUACCCACAAGUUUCAUUCGCUCCACACAUAAUUCAGCCAACUCAUUUCUGCAACGCUUUCACUUUCUGCAAAAUUUCCAAGUCUUUCGCUGCUUGCGCGUGUUCACUUAUCAUCCUCACUUUCGGGGUUGGAUAUUUUUGCCCCUUGGCUUGGCUCUGCAAGGUAGGGAUAGUCAAAUCAAGAGUUCAAAAUUUAGCUCAAAUAUCCUCAAAUAUCAAGCUAGGUAUCGAUAAGUGAAGCAAUGGCUUAAUAAUGAGCUUCUUCCCGUGGUGUUUUAUAGCUUGGUGAGCAUUAUCAAUAUGACAGGGUCACUAGCUUACUGCCGAAGCUUCAAGGGCUAUGAUAGUACCAAGCAGAAGAGUCCAACUUGGGCAUACAAUCAUGCUAUUUCGCCAAUUUGUAGAAAUUCUGUUUUCAUGAUGUAUUCAGAUAACAAACCAGGGCCACCACUAUUAUCCAACCGAGUUAAUCACAGGAUAACUUAUAGAAUUUCUGUGUCAGAAAAUUGUUUUGAGAACACAAAUUCCUUUCCUUCCUCAUUCUCUUGUUGGAAAGGGUUCUACUUCUCUAGGUACCGGCCAGUCCAUUGGGAGCGGUUGCGAACCAAUGUGGCAUAUGAUGUUGCUGGCGCUAUUGAAGUCAUCAAUGAUCUAGGAUUGGAUACCCUUACAUUCUUGGCUGUGACUGUCUUAAUUGUACCCACAUUCAAAUUAAUUAGAGCUAGUCCUAUUCUUGGCUUCUUCUUUGCUGGAGUUGUACUCAAUCAGUUUGGUUUAAUUAGAAACCUAACAGAUGUUAAAGUUUUGUCUGAAUGGGGCAUCCUUUUCUUGCUGUUUGAGAUGGGUUUAGAGCUUUCACUUGGACGUCUGAAAGCUCUUGCUAAAUAUGCCUUUGGAAUGGGAUUGGCUCAGGUUGCAUUAUCUACUCUAGCAUUCACUGCUUUUGAACUUCCACCAAAUGGAGCUAUUGGUACAAAAAUUUUGGAGUUCCUUUUCCACUCAAGGCCUGAUCUGGUGAACAUCAGGAGCGUUGAUGAAGCUGUAGUGAUUGGUGCUGCUCUCUCUCUCUCAUCUUCUGCAUUUGUUCUGCAGCUUCUUGCAGAGAAAGGUGAACUUCCUACAAGAUUUGGUUCAGCAACUCUUGGGAUACUUCUUAUGCAGGACAUAGCUGUUGUCCCACUCUUGGUCAUUCUUCCUAUACUAGAGAGCCAGAAUUUGGCUGAGGAAAGUAUUUGGCCAAUGCUUGCUCAAGAAAGUUUAAAGGCUUUGGGUGGAUUGGGUUUAUUGUCCCUUGGGGGAAAGUAUAUUCUUAGAAGGGUUUUUGAGGUUGUUGCAGAUUCAAGGAGCUCAGAGGCUUUUGUUGCUCUAUGCUUGCUUACCAUUGCUGGGACUUCACUUGUGACACAGAAAUUGGGAUUUAAUGAUACGCUUGGAGCAUUUUUGGCUGGGGCGCUCUUAGCAGAGACAAACUUUAGAACACAGAUUGAAGCUGAUAUAAGACCAUUCAGAGGCUUACUUCUUGGGUUAUUUUUUCUAACUACAGGGACCUCCAUAGAUAUGCAGCUGCUUUUCCGAGAGUGGCCAAAUGUACUUUCACUCUUGGCGGGUUUGAUUGCCAUCAAGACGUUGAUAAUAACAGCAAUAGGUCCUCGUGUGGGGCUUACAUUGCAAGAAAGUGUAAGAAUAGGAUUGCUACUAUCCCAAGGGGGUGAGUUUGGAUUUGUUGUUUUCUCUUUAGCAAAUGGCCUUGGGGUACUGCCGCUUGAGCUCAACAAGCUUCUCAUUAUUGUUGUUGUAUUGUCAAUGGCAUUAACCCCUUUUCUUAAUGAGGCUGGAAGAAGAGCUGCUGAAUUUAUUGAUGCCAAGUUUGAUACUGAAAUGUAUGUUAAAGCUCCUGCGGAGAUUAAUUUCAAUGCUAGCGAACCUGUUGUAAUCCUUGGAUUUGGGCAAACGGGUCAGGUCCUUGCCAAUUUCCUGUCCAUGCCAUUAGCUUCAGGAGGAGAUAGUGACACAGAAGGAUGGCCUUAUGUGGCUUUUGAUCUUGACCCAACAGUGGUAAAGGCGGCCAGAAAACUUGGUUUCCCCACUCUCUAUGGGGACGGCUCACGUCCAGCUGUUCUUCAAUCUGCUGGCAUCUCUUCACCAAAGGCUAUCAUGGUGAUGUACACUGGGAAGAAGAGGGCAAUUGAAGCUGUUCAGCAGCUUCGAUAUACUUUCCCAUCAAUCCCAAUCUAUGCCAGAGCUCAAGAUCUCAAGCAUCUCUUAGAUCUGAAGCAAUCAGGUGCAACAGAUGCCAUUUUGGAAAAUGCUGAGAUAAGCUUACAGCUAGGUUCUAAGCUUUUGAGAGGCCUAGGAAUGAUGUCUGAUGAUGUAGCAUUUCUAAGUCAGCUCAUUCGAGAUUCCAUGGAGCUACAAGCUCAAGAAGCACUCAACCACUCUGAAUAUCGUGAAUUAGAUAUACUAAAACCGCUGCAGGUGAGAGUGGCUGACAUGAGGGAUCACGAACCCACAUCAACAACUUCCCCAGAUUAUGAAUUUUCAGAAUCGAACCAGACUAAUCAUGCUGUGAUGUCUAGAAAUCAGAUGGAAAUAGACUCUGAAGAAGGGGAUUAUGAACUCAAUCAAUCAAUGACUUCAGAAGGAAAUGGCGUUUUGUAUGGCAAACAAGGCACUGAAGACAGCAUGAUGGAUAGGCCAGAAGAUCCAGGAGAGAAGAAUCUAAUGGAUCUAUCAACACCUUGCCAUACAGCCAUUGAGGAACCCUAAUGCUUCUAGGGCUUCUUCCUCCUUGUAAUUUUACUUCUCUAACCCAGUAGCUUUGUCUUAAAUUCUUUUUGUCAGAGUCUGACAUUAUAUGUAUAGGAAGCUUGAGAGUUCUAGGGAGCUUGUUGAACAGGAUCUUUAGAGCCCUUCAAUUUCAAUUCUUUAAAAGCCACAUAAUGUAUAGUUAUAUAACAUGAUGAAAUUAAUUACUUCUGAUUA
Prosopis cineraria is the source of this 2997-nucleotide messenger RNA. RefSeq names its product K(+) efflux antiporter 3, chloroplastic-like. Gene Ontology annotation, cellular component: chloroplast; membrane. Gene Ontology annotation, biological process: potassium ion transport; proton transmembrane transport. Gene Ontology annotation, molecular function: antiporter activity. Lineage: Eukaryota; Viridiplantae; Streptophyta; Magnoliopsida; Fabales; Fabaceae. The record is from RefSeq and is a predicted model, not a curated record.